ACAUUGUCGCCCGUUUCAAGUCAUACUUAUUUGGGCUUGUGGGCAAGCCGUUGAGCAGUAGAAACUUGCACUUGCACUGAGACCGUUUGUCAAAGCCCUCAACCGGGCCCUGUGUAACUCGACUGAAUUUAGCGGUUAAUACCUCUGAUACUACCCAUAAUUGCAACAUGGCGGCUGGCGGCGAGCUACGCGAGAAGAAGGUUUGCGUCGUUGGCUCAGGAAUUUCUGGCCUCUCCGCCGCAUGGCUGCUUCACAGGAAUGGUGCGCGCGUCACCCUGCUUGAGAGCGAGGCCACAUGCGGCGGCCACACGCUGACCGACCACACCUCGCCCUACCCGGUGGACCUGGGCUUCCAGGUCUGCAACCUCACCACAUACCCUCACUUCAUGGGCUUCCUGGAGUGCCUGGGUGUGGACACGCAGCCGUCCGACAUGAGCUUCGCGCUGUCGCUGGACGGCGGCAAGCUGGAGUGGGGCAGCGACAACCUGGACACCAUCUUUGCGCAGCGUUCCAACCUGGCCAGCCCGUCCUUCAUGGGCAUGCUCCGGGACGUGGUGCGCUUCGGCAAGGAGGCGCCCAAGGUCCUGGAGCCCGCCAACGCGCACAUCUACCGGGACAUGACGCUAGCCGAGUACCUGAAGGCCAACCGCUACAGCGCCGCCUUCACCAACGCAUACGUAGUGCCCAUGUGCGCCGCGGUGUGGAGUGUGCCCAACGCACAGGUCCUGGCGUUCCCUGUGGUGAUGCUGAUUCGCUUCUGGGUGAACCACCACCUGUUGGACAUCUUCCAGCGCCCGCUGUGGCGCGUGGUGCGCGGGCGCAGCAAGGUGUACGUGGACCGCGUGUGCUCAGAGCUGCCGGACGUGCGCACGUCCACGCCCGUCACCCGGGUGUUGCGCGGCCGCGCCGCCGGCGAGCCCGUGACGGUGUACACGGCCACCGGCCCCGCCGCGGCUGGCGAGCAGUUCGACGCGGUGGUGUUCGCCACGCACAGCGACAUCACGCUGCGGCUGCUGGGCGAGGACGCGGACGCGCCGGAGAGGGAGGUGCUAGGCGCCGUGCCCUACAACGACAACGACGUGUGGCUGCACACCGACCCUUCCCAGAUGCCCGUGAACCGCAAGACCUGGUCAUCCUGGAACUUCCUGGGCACCAGCAGCCCGCAGGCCGACACCUCGGCCGUGUGCGUGUCCUACUGGGUCAACAGGCUGCAGGAGCUGCCGCCCGGCGCGCCCAACCUGUUUGUGACGCUCAACCCCAUCACCCCGCCCGCGCCCGACACAGUCAUCCGCCGCCUGAAGCUGGCGCACCCCGUGUUCAGUGCCGCCUCUGUGGCCGCUCAGGCUCAGCUGCCGCAGCUGCAGGGCCACCGCGGCACCUACUACGCGGGCGCCUGGGCGGGCUACGGCUUCCACGAGGACGGCAUCCGCUCCGCAGUGGCGGUGGUGGAGGCCAUGGGCGGCAGCCUGCCCUGGGUGCCCAGGGCCACCAGCCCCAAGGUGUCGGCCAUGCAGGGCCUGUACAUGAGCCUGUUCGACAAGUACGCCCGCUCCGUGUUCAACCAGGGCCGCUUGCGCCUCAUCCUGCCCACCGGCCAGGAGCUCAACUACGGCUCCGAGGACACCAUCGCCGCGCCCGUGCCCAAGGGCGAGGAGUGGCGCGGGCGGCCCGACCUCAAGUGCACGGUGCGCGUGUACAACAUGGACUUCUUCCGCAAGAUCGUGCUGCGCCACGACGUGGGCAUGGGCGAGGCCUACAUGGACGGCGACUACGAGGUGCUGGGCGGCUUCGAGGGGCUGGGCGGCUUCAUGGCGGUGGUGACCGCCAAUGCCGUGCGCGCCGAGCAGGAGCGCGGCCACCUGGGCCUCAUCAACUGGGUCGGCGAGCGGCUGCUGUACCUGUCGCACCUGCAGCGCCCCAACACCAUCCAGGGCAGCCGCAAGAACAUCGAGGAGCACUACGAUGCCGGCAACGCCAUGUACAAGCUGUUCCUGGACGAGACCCUCACCUACUCCUCCGGCGUGUACAAGGGCCCCGGCGACACGCUGUACCAGAGCCAGCUGAACAAGAUCGACACGCUGAUCGCCAAGGCGCGCAUCGGGCCCAGCGACCACGUGCUGGAGAUCGGCUGCGGCUGGGGCGGCUUCGCCAUCCGCGCGGUGCAGACCACCGGCUGCCGCUGGACCGGCAUCACCAUCAGCAAGGAGCAGCUGGCGGAGGCCACCGAGCGCGUGGCGGCGGCGGGGCUGCAGGACCGCAUCACGCUGCUGUUCUGCGACUACCGCGACACGCCCACCACCCUGGGCGCCGCCAGCUUCGACGCGGUGGUGAGCGUUGAGAUGAUCGAGGCGGUGGGGCACGAGCACCUGCGCCCUUACUUCAACGUCAUCGGCACCAUGCUCAAGCCCGGCGGCCGCGCGGUGCUGCAAGCCAUCAGCUGCGCCGAUGAGAGGUACGAGGCGUACUGCCACACGUCGGAUUUCAUCCGCGAGCACAUCUUCCCCGGCGGCCACCUGCCCAGCCUGGGCGCCAUCGCCGACUGCUGCCGCGGCACCGGCCUGGCGGUGCGCGACACGCACGACAUCGGCCCCGACUACGCCAUCACGCUGCGCUCCUGGCGCCAGACGUGGGAGGAGCGCAAGGCCGACAUCCUGGCGCUGGGCUACAGCGAGCGCUUCUGGCGCAAGUACAAGUUCUACUUUGUGUUCUGCGAGGCUGCCUUUGACGCGCGCUACAUCCACAACUAUCACAUCCUGCUGGUCAAGGACGGCGGCGCGCUGAUCAACGGCCACACCGCCAAUGGCCACACCGCCGCCUCCUUCACCUCCGCCACCACCACCACCACCACCUCCGACGGUGCCUCCGGCCCGCUGGCGGCCUCGCUACUGCCCACCUCUGCCCAGGCGCUGGUGCAGGAGUUGCCCUCAGACCCGGUGACGCAGCUGCUCAUGGCACUCUACUUCUUCCUGGCUGGGCUCCUGGUGGGGCGCGGGCCGCACAUGUGGCUGCUGCCCGCCGCCUCCUUUGCAAUGGCGCUGGUGGCGGCCGCCGCGCACGUGGCGUCGCAGGCGCUGGUGCCCUCCUACCGCUUCCUGACGCCGGAGCGGCGCGCGCUGUGGUGCAGCGACAUCGCGCACCUGGGGUACAGCGCCUGCGUGUCCGCCGCCUCGCUGGCCUACGCCUUCCACGAGCCGCGCGCGCUGCAGCUGACCAACCAGCCCGCCGACAUCACCCUGCCCUCCAUCAUCACCGCCGUGUCCGCCGGCGUGUUCGCGUUCAACCUGUGGAUGUGCGUGCGCGCCCGGCUGUUUGAGCGCACGGCUCUGGCCAUCAUGCAGUACACGCUGCUGCUGGUGCUGUUCGGCACCGCCACCUACAAGGGCGUGGGCGUGCCCUUCCUGGCCGCCACGCUGGCCUCGGAGGUCUUCACCGUGGCCUUCCUGUCCGGCAAGCUCCAGGAGAUGGCGGGCAUGGGCCGCACCUCCCUGCGCCGCACCACCCGCCUCGUGGAGCGCGUGACGCUGGUGCUGUGCCGCGUGCUGCCGCACGGCGUCAUGGCGGCGGCGGUGGUGACGCAGCCCGCCGCCUUCGGCCACACGCUCUAUUACGCCAUGUGUGUGGCCGGCAUGGGGUUCCAGACUUUCAUCAACUGCCACAAGGCGGUGCUGCUGUUCCGCAGCAACCCGGCGAUGGAGGCCGGCGCGGCGGCGGCACCGGCAGCUGGCACGAGCGGCGGCGCGGUGGCCGCCGGCGGCAAGACGCGCACUGACUAAGUGCGCGGCGGUGCGAACGCGCGGGGCAGCCUGCGCGCGUGCGAGCGUGCUGACUGGUGAGACUACGUUAGGCAGCAAUUGAGAGCAGAAGAAACGUUUUUGUGAGUGUGUCGUGUGAGCAGAGAGGCGAGCGAUGAUGGCUGCAUCUCGAGUAAUCGCCUGAUCCUUGUUUAUGAUAUAACUGCAUGACCUAUGGGGCUGGUCCUUUUACCGCCUCCACAUUGGGAUGGCGAUGCAUGACCUGUACUGCUCCCCGUUUGAGCCCGUGCAAACCCAUGCUUGUACGUCGCAGCGGGAACACGCCCCCGGCGUCGAACCUACUCAUUGAGGUAUCCAAAACAUUGCUGGUAGGGGAUGUGCCGCUGACUGCUGUGAGUAAACCCCUUCAUGAUGCGAUUGCGGGCAGCGGUGUGUGAACAGAAAUGCUAGCUGUCCAGUGAUAGCGCCGUGUGCCUUGGCAACAAGCCAUUCUGCGAACCCGAGCUUCCGGGUGUGUGUGCCUGAGCCACCCGGCCGGCGUACUUCUGGAAGAGGUUGGGCUACGCAAUCAAGAGACGCUUGCGCAUCACGCUUGCGCUGAAGAAUCUGUGCAUGACUGAUGCUUAUGGUUACACACGGGCCGCCUAUUGUGGCCGGGGGCUUCCUGGCCCCUUUGUGGAACUGAUGAGCGAUAGAUGGUACGUAGCGGCCAUGUGCAAGGGUCGUGCGCACUGUAAUUCAAAGGGCCUGACAAACCUCAAACGGCAGGUGCACCAAGCCUUGCACCGGUCCCGCCAUGGACAACGCACGCAACUCCUGGCCCGCUCGUACGGUAGCUGUGA
Molecule: messenger RNA, 4594 nt
Organism: Chlamydomonas reinhardtii
Lineage: Eukaryota; Viridiplantae; Chlorophyta; Chlorophyceae; Chlamydomonadales; Chlamydomonadaceae
Exons: 17
Coding region: 168-3773 (1201 amino acids)
Molecular function (GO): oxidoreductase activity
Source: RefSeq, a predicted model, not a curated record